Rubroshorea leprosula is the source of this 511-nucleotide messenger RNA. NCBI's taxonomy places the organism in Eukaryota, Viridiplantae, Streptophyta, Magnoliopsida, Malvales, Dipterocarpaceae. The record is from the annotation of a GenBank genome assembly.
GCUGAAUUGGUACAUCAAUCAUCCACGGACGCUGCAUCCUCCCUGCUCGUAACUGCUCUAAAUGAAGGCCGGGAUGUGAUCAUGGACGGUACCUUGUCAUGGGAGCCUUUUGUCGAGCAGACAAUCGCCAUGGCACGGAACGUUCAUAGGAAGCGUUACUGAAUGGGGGUUGGGUACAAGGUGGCUAAGGAUGGCACCAUAACGGAAAACUAUUGGGAACAAGUAGAGGAGGAUGAUCAAGAAGAGAAGGAAAAUGGGGAGAUAGCCAACAGGAAACCUUACAGAGUAGAGCUGGUUGGAGUUGUAUGCGAUCCUUAUUUAGCCGUUGUCCGGGGAAUAAGGAGAGCAAUAUUAGUGAGAAGAGCAGCGAGGCUGAAUUCCCGAUUGAAAUCCCACAAGAGGUUUGGUGUUAAAAUAUUACGUAUUCUAAUUAACUGCAUAGAAUAGAAGUGCAUAUGCAUCCACAACUUUGACUGCAUUGGUUCAGAUGCACUAAACUUUUGAUAGAUAU